This is a messenger RNA of Astyanax mexicanus (Mexican tetra), 1867 nucleotides long. It is a transcript of the gene rgs7bpa, whose product is annotated as regulator of G protein signaling 7 binding protein a. Gene Ontology annotation, cellular component: neuron projection; postsynapse; nucleus. Gene Ontology annotation, biological process: G protein-coupled receptor signaling pathway. NCBI's taxonomy places the organism in Eukaryota, Metazoa, Chordata, Actinopteri, Characiformes, Acestrorhamphidae. The transcript is spliced from 6 exons. The record is from RefSeq and is a predicted model, not a curated record. Bases 486 to 1178 code for a protein of 230 amino acids.
GAACAGCAGCAUCUUUCUCUCUCUCUCACUCUACGGCUCUCUCUCUCUCGUGCGCGCGCUCCUUAGCCGUUAGCGCUCGAGACUCGGUUUAUCCGCAGAAGCGAUGAAAGCACCGCGGCGGUGAGGAGGGCGCGCGCGGGGGGUUCACGAUCGAUCGCUAUCGAUUGGUAUCGAUUGACAUCGGCCGCUGUCGGUAUCGAGCAUGCACGCUCUCUGAUCUCGCCCUCGAGACGAAGGUGACUCGCGUGCAGUCGGUGGCAAUGCAGAGAGGAGGAAGAGCUCAUGCGCGAGACGAGGAGCCGCGGUGCGCGUGACACAUCGAUCGACUGAUUGGAAAGCGAGCAAAAAGCAAAAUUUACUGAGAGUGAAAGAGCGCGCGUGCGUGUGUUAAAGUGUGUGUGUGUGAGAGAGAGAGGGAGAUUGAGCGCGCGUGUGUGUGUGCAGAGGGUGGAGGUGGUGGUGGUCUCCUCGCUGGAUGAGUCUGUAUGAGUUCUGCUCCGGCAGGGCGCAAAACCCGCCCCGUCCUCCAGCUGGCCAAACCCGGCGAGCACGAGCGCGCGGAGGGAGCGGACUGCAGGAUGGUUGUUCAGGAGUUCAACACUCUGGUGGCGCUGUAUCGGGAGCUGGUGAUCUCGGUGGGGGAGAUUUCGGUGGACUGCCCCUCUCUACGGGCAGAGAUGCAGAAAACCCGCACUAAAGGCUGCGAGAUGGCUAGAACAGCUCAUCAGAAACUGUCUGCAAUAUCAGGGCCGGAGGAUGGGGAGAUCCACCCGGAGAUCUGCCGGCUGUUUAUCCAGCUGCAGUGCUGUCUGGAAAUGUACCUGACAGAGAUGCUGAAGUCAGUGUGUCUGCUCGAAUCUCUGCAGCUCCACCGGAGAGGGAAAGAUUCUGCACUGAAGUUGGAGAGUCGGAAAGAGGAGAGUUCAGAUGUUCCCAUCCUGGAGGAAACGUCUUCAUCUCCGGUAGAGCAGCAGACCCACUGCCUCGUCACCACCGAUAUCGAGAACAUCGAGAGGGAUAUGACAGAGAUGAAGAAUCUUCUCAGUAAACUCAGGGAGACGAUGCCUUUACCGCUGAAGAAUCAAGACGAUAGCAGCCUGCUAAACCUGACCCCCUACCCUCUGGUCCGGCAGAGGAAGAGGCGUUUCUUUGGUCUCUGCUGUCUGGUGUCCAGCUGAGGCCACAAAGACUACAUUUCCCAUGAUCCCUUACCGUGUGUGACAUUCACAAGUCAACUGUGUUACUGCCAUGUCCCAAACUAGUGCUUUAUGUUGGUUGUGAGGGCUGUCUGAUUUCUUACUCCUACAGAACGGCUGCGUCUCUGCACCAUCGCUGAUCAGUAAUCAGUAUAUAAACACGUACACAAUAUCAAUAUACCAGUAUAUGAUCAAUACAGAGCGUUUCCUUUUGUAGAAGAAGUGAAUGUAGUUCAUGUCCAUCACCAUAAUGCUGAAGAUAUGUUGUAGAUUAACACUGCAGGCUGUGUUCAUGCCUCUCCACAGCGCCCCCUGCUGGUGCAAAACGAGGCCAGUGUUAUAAGCUCCACUCUGCAGUUCAUUUUGCAUGCUUACAGGGCGGUUAGUUUAAUACAUACACACGUUUACACGUCUAAACGUUUACACGUUUACAGCUCUGUCAUUUAGAGAGAUAUCAGUCUCAGCACAACAUAAGCGAAUGUUGGAUGUGUCUGGUCUUGUCUUGGCUCUGAACCUUUUCUUUCCUGCUCCUCCUCUACUUUAAUUACACUAUUAUUUAGUCUUCCAUAAACCGAAAACCUGUAACCUUUUUCUGUUUGUGUCCAUCUUUAGGGAUAAACAAUACCUGAAAAGGCCUUUGUACAUAAUAAAUAAAGCUAUAUAUACGGAAA